This is a messenger RNA of Paramecium octaurelia, 438 nucleotides long. Lineage: Eukaryota; Ciliophora; Oligohymenophorea; Peniculida; Parameciidae. The record is from the annotation of a GenBank genome assembly.
AUGUUUAAUUUAUAAAAUUAGAAAUGCCAAUAUUUUUUGAGCAGAAGUUAGAAUUUACCAAUAAUAGGCAAGAAGCUAAUGUUGUACCUUUAGGUUUACUUUUGGUUCAAUAAAGUUGUUUUAAUUCCUAUUGUUCAGAAGAGUAUUGAAAUAUUAACAGAAGUCAUGAUCUCCAUAUUUUAAGCAGAUUAAACAAGUUUCCUGGUGAAUUUUGUUGAAUUAAAUAGGCAAAUAUUACUUAACUGCAAUACACAAUUAGAUUUGGUAGCAUAACGUUUGUUGAAAAUAGUGAAGUACAAACACAUUAGAUUAGAAUCAAAAGUUCAAAUAAGGCAAUUAAUUAGAUCUGUAACUAAAUUGGACAAAACCUCGAUAAAACUUGGGAAAUUAAUGUUGUCAAAAACUAAACUUUAUUCAAGAAUCCAAAUGCUUAGAUGA